AUGGUUACUUCCAGUCUCCCAUCAGACCACAGCACAGUCAAACUAUCUUCAGAGAGAUCAGAGUCCGUGUCACCUUUAUUGGUUAUGCUCUCGUCAACUUUUGGUACUAGGAAAGACAGCAGAAGAUUCUUAAUAUCAACAAUAGAGUCCAGUGUGACAUCAGAACAAAGCACAUUGACCGGAUCUUCAGCAAAAUCAUCGGCAGUAUCACCAUCGUCAGUUGCAUUGUUGUCCACUGUUUACGUUAGCAGAGAGAGCAGCAGGAGAUUUUCGUCAGCAGUUUUAGUCUCCAGUGUGGCAUCAAAGGAAAGCACAGGUGGGCAGUGUUUGGAAAGCUCAUUGGUGUUGUCACCAUUAUCGGCGACAGUAUUGUCGACUGAUAUUAUGAUUAGGGAAAGCAGGCGAUCGUUAUCACCAACAAUACUGUCCAUUUUGAAAUCGGAGGGCAGUACAGUUGAGCUGUCUUCAGAGAGGUCCUCAGUAGAAGGAGCAGGGUCGGUAGUGAAAUCCUCAAGUUUUGAUGUUAGCAGUGGAAUCAGUGUAUCACCAUCCUCGAUAAUAGUCUCCAGUAGAACUUCAGAGGAAGGGACAGUUAAACUGUCAUCAGCAGAAAAGUCAGUUUUGCUAUCACAUUCGUUGGAAACAUCUUCGCCUACUUUGAGUGUGAGCAGAGAAAGUAGCAGCUCGUCAUCUUUAACGGUUAGUUCUAGUGUGUCAUCCGACCACAGAACGAUCAAACUAACUUCAGGGAGAUCAGCGUCUCUUUCACCCUCAUUGGUUGUGCUCUCGUCCUCUGUCUCUGGUAGCAGAGACGGCAGCAGAUCCUUGUUAUCAACAAUAAAGUCCAGCGUGGUAUCAGAACAAAGCUCAUUGAGAGGAUCAUCGGAAAGUUCACUGGCAGUAUUAGAAUCGUCAGCUGUGUUAUUGUCGACUGUUGGUGUUAGCAGAGAGAGCAGCAGGAGAUCGUCAGCAGCAGUGUUAGUCUCCAGUAUGGAAUCAAAGCAAAGGACCGGUGGGCAGUCUUUGGAAAGGUCACUGCUGCUGUCAUUAUCAUCGGUGGCAGUAUUGUGGACUGAUGUUACUAUGAGGGAAAGCAGGACAUCGUUAUCAUUAACAACACUGUCCAGUUUGACAUCAGAGGACAGUACAGUUCAGCUGUCUUCGGAGAGGUCAUUGGUGCAUGGAGCAUCGUCGGUACUGAAAUCCUCGACUUCUGGUGUUAGGAGUGGAAUCAGUGUGUCUUUAUCCUCGAUAAUAGUCUCAAGUAGAACCUCGGAGAAAAGGACAGUUGAACUACCAUCAGCAGAAAACAGUGGAAUCAGUGUAUCACCAUCCUCGAUAAUAGUCUCCAGUAGAACUUCAGAGCAAAGGACAGUUAAACUGUCAUCAGCAGAAAAGGCAGUUUUGCUAUCACCUUCGUUGGAAGCAUCCUCGCCUACUUUGAGUGUGAGCAGAGAAAGCAGCAGUUCGUCAUAUUUAACGGUUAGUUCUAGUGUGUCAUCGGACCACAGAACGGUCAAACUAACUUCAGGGAGAUCAGAGUCUCUUUCACCCUCAUUGGUUGUGCUCUCGUCCUCUGUGUCUGGUAGCAGAGACAGCAGCAGAUCCUUGUUAUCAACAAUAAAGUCCAGCGUGGUAUCAGAACAAAGCUCAUUGAGAGGAUCUUCGGAAAGUUCACUGGCAGUAUUAGAAUCGUCAGUUGUGUUAUUGUCGACUGUUGGUGUUAGCAGAGAGAGCAGCAGGAGAUCGUCAGCAGCAGGUUUAGUCUCCAGUAUGGGAUCAAAGGAAAGGACCGGUGGGCAGUCUUUGGAAAGGUCACUGCUGCUGUCACCAUCAUCGGUGGCAGUAUUGUCGACUGAUUUUAUUAGAAGUGAAAGUAGUAAAUUGUUAUCUCCAAUUAUGGUGUUGAGUUUGGCGACGGAUGUAGUUUUGAGAAGUCUUUCGUCUGCGACUCAUCCUUCAAGUAUCCAGAGCAUAUUAACAACCUCCCCGUUUACUGUUGUAGAUGUUGAUGUAUGCCUGAGGAAUCCAUGUGACGAGAAUGCUAUGUGUAGAAACGGCAAGGGAUCUUACUCUUGUUCCUGCAAGGAGGGAUUUACAGGGAACGGGUUGUCUUGUCAAGAUGUCGAUGAAUGCUUGAACAAUCCAUGUGACAAGAAUGCUAUAUGUACAAACACCAAGGGAUCUUACUCUUGUUCCUGCAAGGAAGGAUUUACAGGGAAUGGAAAGUCUUGUCAAGAAAUAAACGAGUGCGCUCCCUCACCGUGUCGGCAAGAUCAGGUUUGUGACGACUUCGUUGGAUAUUAUAAGUGCAGAUGCCGACCGGGACUAUCUCAAAAAGAAAACAGUGGCAUCUGCGAAGCUGCUGAGACAUAUGGAGGACUAUUGAAAAUAACUGGUGGCAACUUCUCAACAUUUACACCGGCUUUGGAGGAUAGCACCUCCCCUGAAUAUAACGAGCUGGAAUUCGAAAUAAUAUCUGCGGUGAACGAAACUUACAGGAACUCGGAACUUGCAUCAACCUACCGAGGGUGUGAAGUUCUUGGAUUUAGAAAUGGCAGCGUGAUAGCUGAUCUUCUUAUACACUUUGAGCCAACUGAAAAUAACACCGUGCUUUCCACGGCUAGAAGGAUUUUAACAGAAAGUGUCGACAACACAGGGAAUACUUCCAGCUUUAGGACGUUGAGACCUGACACUGUUAUUGUAAGGGAUUAUGACGAAUGUCAAGAUGAGAAAACAUAUGAUUGUGACCAAAAUGGCAUCUGCAAAAAUACAGUGGGAUCAUUUGAGUGCUUCUGUAAAGCGGGUUAUACUGGAAAUGGCAGAAAGUGUCAAGAUAUUGAUGAAUGCAAAAAUGCAUCGCUACAUCACUGCAACUUCACUGGUCCUGGAGUCACGUGUCUGAACACACUUGGAUCAUACCAGUGCAUAUGCAAAGAGGGAUACUCCGGCGACGGUGUCAUGUGUAACGUUACCAAUCCCUGUACGUCGAGAACCCACAACUGUCAUCCGAAUGCAACGUGCUACUCGUCUCCAGGCUAUGCAUUUAGGUGCAUCUGUAACGAAAAUAAUAACUACUAUGGAAAUGGAACACAUUGCUUUGCGGGAUGUCCUUUUCACCACUGUGAAAAUGGAGGAACGUGCAUUAUUUCGACAGUGGGAAACAUUUGCAGAUGUCCGCGAGGUUUCUAUGGUAAUAGAUGUGAAUUAAGGGAAGAAUUUACCAGUUCUCCUCCCGCUGACCCAGUCAAUAUGUGGUUAUUAGUGGCAAUCUUUGCCUCGGUUUGUGGGACAUUGUCGUUCGUUUUACUGCUCGCCAUCAUUUGCUACUGCAGAAGGCGACGUGAUGAGGAUGUGCCUGAGGAUUCUCCCUUAACACCUAGUAAAUAUCGCCCCACUCGCAAAUCUAGAGCGUUGUAUAUUGAAACAAUCGACGAAGAUUUCACCAUUCCGCCCAGACGAUUAAGGGCAACUCCUCCAUCUGCGUCUUUCCGUGAGGUGGCUAGUGGACUGGGGGCGGCUAAUCUCGCCAUGGAACAGCUUUCGAGAGUGGGUCAACAGCAAUCCAAGGCUGCACAGGCCAGGAGCACUCGCCAAAACUUGAAACCUUCUAGUGAUAUUCUCGUCUUUGAUGACUUUCUUGGAAAUGUAAAGUCUUUUGAAGAUCUCAGCGGUUCGACUGAUAGCUAACAGUAACGUGUCAAGGUUCUUGGAACGACCUUUCAACUGGUUCUUAACGCUCGACCAACACUAACUUCUAUGGCAGGGAUUGGGAGUUGUAAAAUGAAUUGUCUUAACAUUGUUGUGUUCAAGGGGAUUAACUAUGAUCAGGGGUAAAAACCUUUGAAUUAGAAGAACUCGCGCAUAAGAAGAUAUUUUUCAAGUUAAUUUUGGUGGGAACAACCGACAUAAGAAUAGUUAUUUUAA
Stylophora pistillata is the source of this 3927-nucleotide messenger RNA. RefSeq lists its product as uncharacterized. The record is from RefSeq and is a predicted model, not a curated record. NCBI's taxonomy places the organism in Eukaryota, Metazoa, Cnidaria, Anthozoa, Scleractinia, Pocilloporidae. Gene Ontology annotation, molecular function: calcium ion binding.